Molecule: messenger RNA, 2088 nt
Organism: Sphaerodactylus townsendi
Lineage: Eukaryota; Metazoa; Chordata; Lepidosauria; Squamata; Sphaerodactylidae
Gene: TXNDC9
Product: thioredoxin domain containing 9
Exons: 5
Coding region: 226-906 (226 amino acids)
Biological process (GO): microtubule cytoskeleton organization
Cellular component (GO): cytoplasm
Source: RefSeq, a predicted model, not a curated record
AAUCUUGCUACGUCACACCGGCUGAGACGCAGGGGAGAGACCGCGAUUGACGGGAGGAGCCCAGUUAUCUUGCCAGGCCGGUGCGGGGGGUGAGAGCUGCCUUGGCGAAAGAACCCAGGAGCGGCAGCGACUAAAGGGGAGCUUCUGUUCCUUGCAGGGAGCUCCUUCCGCGCUUCCCUCCGGCUUCCCUCGCGGUUUGUAGCGUUUGGUUUACAUAAGGGAAAAAUGGCUGCCGAUACUUCUGUUGAAAUAUUUUCAAAUGUUCUGGAGACUCAAAUACUUCAAACAGCCACAAUUGUAGAACAGCAACUUGAUGCAGAGCUUGAAAAAUUGGACCGGAUGGAUGAAGAUGAAUUGGAACUCCUAAAGCAAAGAAGGCUUGAAGCACUGAAGAAAGCCCAGCAACAGAAACAAGAAUGGCUUUCAAAAGGACAUGGGGAAUAUAGGGAAAUUCCCAGCGAGAGAGAUUUUUUUCAAGAAGUGAAAGAGAGUAAAAAUGUAGUCUGCCAUUUUUACAGAGAUUCAACAUUCAGAUGCUUAAUAUUAGACAAGCAUUUAACUACAUUGGCAAAAAAGCACAUUGAGACCAAGUUUAUCAAAUUAAAUGCUGAAAAAUCCCCAUUUCUGUGCGAGAGACUUCGCAUCAAAGUAAUUCCCACCCUAGCACUUGUAAAAGAUGGGAAAACCCAGGAUUAUGUGGUAGGCUUCACUGAUUUGGGAAACACAGAUGAUUUUACCACAGAAACCUUAGAAUGGAGACUAGGCUGUGCAGACAUAAUCAACUACAGUGGCAACUUGAUGGACCCCCCUUUCCAGAGCCAAAAGAAGUUUGGAACGAGUUUCACAAAGCUGGAUAAGAAAACGAUCAGAGGGAAGGCAUACGAUUCGGAUUCAGAUUCGGAUUAGACAACGUGAUAAUUAAAAAUGUUUGUAAAUCAUCUUUUUCUUUAAGCUUGAUACAUUUCUAGGAAUGUUUUUAUAAAGUUCUUUUUUUCAGGACAUUUGCACAUAAAGCUCAUUUUCUAAACAAUUUUAUACAACUCAUGAGAAGAAAUCGUAAAUAUUUUUUUUUCCUUCUUGGGAGGUCAUUUCUAGGCUGAAAAAAAAUCUGAGCCCUUUUGAAAUAGUUCUUGGCUGGAUAAUUUUCUGUAUUUGUAAGUUAGCAGUCGUUCUUCGAAACGCGUCUUAGUAUUUUAAACCACCUGUUACUGAUUGACAGAGAACACAUCAAGAAUGGUUAUAAAUUAUUCCAGAAGCAAUGCAUUAACAAAAUCAUUGCUUGUCUCACAGUGCCAUGAGCAUGGCAGUAUGGCAGUGCCUAGCUUUAACUACAUUGCACAUCAUAUUAUCAGCCUGUCUUGGCUGCUGUUUAAUUGAAAUGGCUACCAAAUGCAUACUCUGCAUGCUGAAGCUAAGUCAGAAGUUUAAUUGCUCAUGGCAACAAUUAAAUUGAAACAUAACUUACUUUCAGGAUUAAUUAAUGUAAUUCUGUGGUUUGUUGAAUGAACUAGAUUGGAGAAGAUUCAGGGUCUGUGGAUAAGAACAUAAUUUCUUGUUCUGUUCUUCAGCAAUAGACAUUCCAUGAGAAUCCCUAUUUUUGGAAUGUUAAAGGCCCUUUUGAAUCUCAUAGUGUAACUUGAUGAAUUUUGCUUCUCUUAGGUGGCCAUUAGAUCCUGAAUAAUGAAAGCUUGUCUGCCCCUCAGGAAGCAAAGGAUCCUCUGCUAGGAUCAAAUAUGUCUAUAAAUAUAUCUGUAAAACAGAAACCCGUCCUUCCAAAUGCACUUAGUGACACAAAUCCAACCAUAAUCAAAACAGUCCACUGACAAGAAUAAACAAAUGUCACAUUCAGAGAGCAGGAGAAGAGAAGAGGGAUGAAGUUGAGGGGGAAUUGGGGUAUUACUUUCGGUCAAGCAUGGAUGGUGGAUAGAGCUUCUAUAUCCUAUUGAGGUCUGAGGCUGCCAACUGCCUCAGAAGGUGCAGAGCCAAUUUGGUUCCUCACCUUAGCAAGUCAGCAAUAUCUUUCUCUUAACUAAUACUGAUUCUUUUUUAUGUUCAUAUAAUUCAAAAUAAAAAUUAUUUGAAUUCUAA